Molecule: messenger RNA, 1896 nt
Organism: Eutrema salsugineum
Lineage: Eukaryota; Viridiplantae; Streptophyta; Magnoliopsida; Brassicales; Brassicaceae
Product: protein ABIL4
Exons: 9
Coding region: 716-1651 (311 amino acids)
Source: RefSeq, a predicted model, not a curated record
UGGUUGGACUCUUCAAAUGUGUCAAUUGAUAGUCUUUUGCUCGUUAUAUUCAGGGGGACAUAUAUAUAUAUAUAUAUAUAUAUAUAUAUAUAUAUCUGAUGAGCAUGCUGUUGUUCUAAGCGUUAAAACAGAGGAUCAAAGACGCUUCCAUCAUCAAAAUAUAUAUAAGGUAUCGAGCCUUUGGCUAAUUGUCUUGUGUAGAGAUGAGAUAGCAGACGAAUCAGCUCGGGUCGUAAGAUGUUGCUCUUCUCUUCUGAUCAACGACUGUUAACAUAUGUCAAUGAGGAGCACCCGGAUUGGGAAGUGAGAGAUGGGUUUUGUUGUGUUCCAGAAAGCCAAAGAAACUGCACCAUGCAGGCACCUUCCGUCUCUGCAACUCAUCAAACCACACUCUCAGAGAGCUCGAGCAUUAGCGAAUAUGUGGCCUAAAUGCAUUUCUCCGGGUUGAUUUGUCGGCUGCUUUAUAAUGUUAAGUCUCCUCUUACCCAAUCACAAAGAAGUUCAAUUGUUUUUUUCUUUCUUUUUAGUCCUUUUAAAGAAAAUUAAUUUCAUUCUCGUUGAUAUAAUUAACAGUUUAUUCUAAAAAUUUAACUUGUAAAUAACGUAUGGAAUGUGUUAAAUAGUGUGCAGUGGCUCCACUUGGAUCUCUCUUACUUACUCCAUUAUCUUCUUUUUCUUCUUCUUCUCUCUCACAUCUCAUUAAAUCGGAGCACAAAUGGCGAGCUCUGCAUCUUUAGCGAUCGUUCUUCAUCAAUCUUCCAAUCAUGACGAACUCUUCAUGAAACAGACUCUUCAAUUCUCAGAAACUCUCAAGGACUUAAAGAACUUGCGGAAACAGUUAUACUCAGCUGCUGAGUACUUCGAAACAUCUUAUGGCAAAGAAGAACACAAAGAAACGGUGAUAGAAACGUUGAAAGAGUAUGCAGCUAAGGCAGUAGUGAACACAGUGGAUCAUCUUGGUUCUGUCUCUGACAAAUUCAACUCCUUUCUCUCUGAUAACUCAACCCAUUUCUCCAUCACGCAUCUUCGUUUAUCUUCUCUCGAACAAAGGAUGAAACUAUGCAGAGAGUAUAUGGGGAAGAGUGGGACUUAUCAGCAUUGCUUUCUCAUUCAAACUCCUCACCAUCAUAAGCGUUACUUCUUCCCUAAACAUGGAAGAGGUGAACAAAGAGGCACAAGCUUCUCUGCAGGAGAUGACUCCCAUCGAUUCAAGAGUGGUAACUCAAUAUCUUAUUGUUUUUUUUUUGUUUCUGGUUUUUUUUCUCGUAUGUUAUCUGAAUCUUUCUCCUGGUCUGCCCUGAAAGCUGUUCGAUCAACAAUACUGGAAAACCACCCAAAUACUGCAAGGAAAGCUACUAACAAGACAGGAAGCUUCUCCUUCUCACCCAUCCUACACAACAACAUGAGCAACAGAACACAAAGUAAAAGAACAAACUCUCCUAUGAGAUUUGCUCUCUUACGUUCAGGAUCUCUACUGAAACGUUCAAGCUCCCCAAGCCAGCCAAGAAUACUGGCCUUACCGGAGCCACAAAGAGCGAUAUCAGUGUCGAGAAAUAGAGAGAUAGUGGAGAUAAAGCAAUCUUGUUCGAGAAAGGGGAACAAGAGUCUGAUGUUCAAGGCAUUGAUGAGUAUGAGCAAGUCCAGAAACUAAUUUAAUGUUCAUCCUCCUCCUGAAUCUUACUAUCUUAUAGAUGCUCAAGGCUUGCUUGAAAGUGGUGUGUGAAUUUGCAAUUAGAAGAAACACACACAACUAUGUCCAACUGUUAGUUUCUUCACUUCCUUGUACACUCUUUAUAGCUUUUGAUCUUUAGACUUUUGAGUCGAUCAAUAAUUUCUUGUAUGUACAAUUGACUUGUCAUCUUCAGUGAAACAAUUUCUUUUAUCAUUUUUGUUUAA